Messenger RNA from Xyrauchen texanus (razorback sucker), 4499 nucleotides. RefSeq names its product ras-related protein Rab-22A. Lineage: Eukaryota; Metazoa; Chordata; Actinopteri; Cypriniformes; Catostomidae. The record is from RefSeq and is a predicted model, not a curated record. The coding region runs from base 293 to 883 and encodes 196 amino acids. Gene Ontology annotation, molecular function: GTPase activity; GTP binding. The transcript is spliced from 7 exons.
GGAGUUCAAGAUGGCGAUCAGCGAGCAGCUCAUAACAAAACUAAUAGAUCGCUAAUUUUGCGAAAUCCCAUUUUUAUAACAACGAAAACGCUCUACGCGUUAUGUCGCGAUUUAUUACCAGCAUCUGAUCCCGUGUUCCAUGUUAAGACAGUGAAUAUCCGACUUUAGUGUGUGAAUAUCUAUUCAAUUUUUGUGUUGUUAUUUUCUGCUUACGUCAAAUAGAAAUAGUUGCUGAUCUGCUUUAUGAACUGUCUGGGAUGUUUGGGGAGUUUUUAAUAGCUUGGAGGUCAACAUGUCUCUAAGAGAGUUGAAAGUGUGCCUUCUUGGGGAUACAGGAGUUGGAAAGUCAAGCAUCGUGUGGAGGUUUGUGGAGGACAGUUUUGAUCCCAGUAUUAAUCCCACAAUUGGAGCAUCAUUUAUGACAAAGACAGUGCAGUACCAAAAUGAGCUUCACAAAUUCCUCAUCUGGGACACAGCUGGGCAAGAAAGGUUUCGUGCCCUGGCUCCCAUGUACUACAGGGGCUCUGCUGCAGCCAUCAUUGUGUAUGACAUCACUAAAGAGGAAUCAUUCCAAACUUUGAAGAACUGGGUGAAGGAACUUCGCCAGCACGGACCACCCAAUAUAGUGGUGGCUAUCGCUGGCAACAAAUGCGAUCUCUUGGAUGCGAGGGAGGUGUCAGAGAAGGACGCCAAGGACUAUGCUGACUCCAUUCACGCCAUAUAUGUUGAAACCAGUGCCAAAAAUGCCAUUAACAUCAAUGAGGUCUUCAUUCAGAUCAGUCAGAGGGUCCCAGUUUUAGACACAGAUGGCGGGUUUGCAGUCAAGGGCUUCAAAAUACGUCGCCAACCAUCAGAGUCGACCCGAGAACGUACUUGCUGCUGACGCAGUUGUAAACAAUCCGGCCAAACCCUCAUCGACCUCUCACUCUCUUUCCAUUAGUAACCAAGGAGAAUAGCAAAUGAAGAAUGUGAUGUCAUAGAGGAAGCUAUGUAACUUCCCUAUGGAGCCAAAAAAGAAGUUCAGAUAUUGUUGUACCUCAACUUGCCAGCUCUUUGGCACUAUACAGUCAUCCUUAGAAAUUAAUUUCUAGGGUCUAGAUCCCUACCCAGAAUCAGACAGCAACACAAACACCUGCUGAGCAGAUCAGAUACUGUGAUGUGCUCUCUCUCUCUCUCUCUCUCUCUCUCUCUCUCUCUCUCUCUCUCGUUCCUCUGCAAAACUCUAUAAAAGGUUUCCUGCAAAGCCACUGUCUGUCAGCUUGUGCAUAUUAACAGUUCCAGCGGUCUGUCCAAAUGUAAGCAACAUAGCUUUCUUGUUUCUCUUAUUUUUGCAAAUUUUUGAUAUGUAUAAUAUAAACAAUAAAAACACCUAGAAAAUGUUUGGGUCAUAAUUCAACCCAAAAUCAAAAGUAAGAUAUAAUAUUAUAUUUUACUUAAAGAAAAUAAAGCCUAUUUUUAGAAACAUUAAAAUCUUUUGCAUCGUGACAUUAUGCGUUCUCUUACUGCAAUGCAAAAAAUAUUAUUAUUUUAAUUCUCUAAUUCUAAUUUUCAUUGCUAUAAUGCAAAAAAAGUAUAAAGUUUUUAUACAUUAUGAUAGUAUUUUUUAAUGUAGUACAGAUUUUUACAGAAAUAUUGUAUAAAAAAUACUGUAUUACAGUAAUAAGAAUCUAAUCUAAUAAGUGUCACCACUAAGAAUAAAUUUAAUUUAAUAAAACUCAAACGUAAAAUGCCUGGAUGCAUUACAGUUAUGAUAUAUUUGUACCAUUUAAGAUUUUUUGAAUACCGGUAAUAUAACAAUUAAAAAUUUCUUAAAGGAAUAAUUCACCCAAAAAUUAAAAUUCUUUCAUCAUUUACUCACCCUCAUGCCAUCCCAGAUGUCUAUGACGUUCUUUCUUCUGCAGAACACAAACGAAGGUUUUUAGGAAAAUAUCUCUGCUCUGAUCACAUAAAAGUAGCAUGGAAGUAAUCCAUUUAACUCCAGAGGUUAAAUCCAUGUCUUCAGAAGUGAUAUGAAAGGUGUGGGUGACAAACAGAUAAAUAUUUUAGUCCUUUUUUACUAUUUAUCUCCAUUUUCACUUUCACAUUCUUCUUUUGUCUUUGGCGAUUCACAUUCUUUGUGCAUAUCGCCACCUACUGGGCGGGGAGGAGAACUUGUAGUAAAAAAGCACUUAAAUAUUGAUCUGCUUUUGAUAAAGUUGGCCAGCCUUCUAAAAUCCUGAUAAGAAUAGCAGUUUUUAAGUGUUAGAUAUGAUACAUUUUCCAACCGUUUAAAUGUUUUCCAUAUCAGAUCUUUUAUCUGAGGGAAGGAGCCAAAUUCCAAAAUUCUGUAAACGAAUUCUGCGAGACUAGCGUCUUUUAGGGGUUUUCUUCCAGGACUAUCUUCAAUGUUGUAUUAUAUCCAAAUAUUUCUGAGAUUGCAUUUUAACCAUUUGUGUUAGCUGGCAGUAGGUCUAGUCAGAUCUCUUGCUGUUUUUAUAUUACUUUUUUACUGGCUCAACUGAUUUUGUGAGGUCUUGCCAAAUGCUGUAAUUGUCUCAUAAACAUUUUUCAUCUUUCUCAUUCUUUUGCAGAAUACAUUUUGGCCUGCACAUCCAACAUGCUUUUACUAUCUGGACAGGGAUAAAAAAGGAGUGUAUCUGGAAACUAGUAACAAGACAUCUUAACCCUAAAUCCUGCCUUUAAAAACAAUUUGGCUUUCUACUGACCCCAAAGCUUUAUAGUUUUUUAACCUAAAUAUUUCCUUAAAGGGAUCGUUCACCCAAAAAUGAAAAUUCUGUCUUUAUUUGCUCACCCUGAUGUCAUUCCAAACCCGUAUGACUUUCUUCUGUGGAACAUCAAAAGAAAUGUUCCAUAAAAGGUUAGUCACAAGUCAGACGGGUUUGCAACAACACAAGGGUGAGUAUUUUCACUUUGGGUGAAUUAUCAUUUUAAGAACCAGGACAUUUUAGAAAUACACUUUAAUUUAAAUUGAAAAAGGUCAUAAAAGGCAGAACUUCUAAAAGAUAUGCCCAUGCAAUUUCAAACAAUUUCUAAUUGACCGUCUCAAACAUUACUUUAGAGUCUACAGAGCAUAUAAUGUUAGUUAAUAUAUAAUAGUUAUAAUAGAACUUUUCUCUACAUAUAAUAUAGAAAACAUUUACUGAAGGUUUGUUCAGCCAGAAUUAAUAAUUGUUACAAUUUGUCACAUAGGUGACCUUUAUUGGUGCAGAAAUGACACGUAUCACCUUGGUUUUUGUUUUCUGUCAUUUAAAAUAUGUUAAGACACUAUAUGCAGUCCUGCCAAUGUGCCAUGAUGUUGUUCAGGAAUUCAGAAGUGCAAUAAUAAUAUUUUUUUCCAAAAUUGUGUGCCGUCAGUAAUCAUAGCACGAAUUUACUUGCUCAAGAAAAAUGUAAGGCUUACUGCAGUAGUUAUUUCAUUAAUUUUAUAUUUUCAUCUAGAAGACUUGUUGAAUGAAAGAAGGAAACUGGGGGUAAAAAAUUACACUUUUGAAGAUUGGGUGUCAAUUUGCAUGUCCCAGUCAACAUAACUCGAAAUGUAUCACAAAAUGAGUCUUAAGCAGUCUCUGUUAGUGUUUAUACAGAAAGAAAUUGAAUUACCAUGCAAACUGAUUUUUGUUCACUGACUAAUAUAUCACCUGUUAAGUAAAUGUAUCUUUCACUCAAACCAGAAUCUAAACUUCACAUUUUUAUUUUCUGUGUCAUGUAAAACCUUUUGUAAAAGUAAACUUAAUUUCAUUUUUGAUUAUACUUAUUGAAGGGCCUUUACAUGUAUGGAAAUGCAUUGUUCUUGUAUAAAACCUGUGAUACACAGUAACUCUAAAUGUGUCAUUUAGUCCAAUUAAAGGUCUUGCUUGGGACACAGACUUUGCUUUAAUAACUUUGAAUGGAACGGCAUGCUUGUGUAUGACAGUUUAAUAUGCUGCACUCAAAGGAAUCAUUUUAAGAUUUACGAAUUUCAAUUUCAUGACAAAAUUCCAUCAAGAAAAUAAAACAAAACAAAAAAUUCAGUUUUAUUAAGUUUAUUUAGUUAAUCAUUAUACAAUUCAAUAUCAUUUUGUUAUGAAAUGGGAAUGUGUAAUUGAAAAAAUUACAUUUUUUUCAGUAUGAAAAUUUUUUUCAGUAUGUCUGGUCACUAGUAGUCUGGUUUGGAAUGGUGUUUAGGUCAGAUAACAAUGUCAACAGUCUUGGGCUGGCCCUAAGAAAUUUUUCAAAUUCUCAUUAUGCACUUUACCGUGUUUGAUACCACAUAUUAGAAUGUGUAAGUUAAAUUAUGUGUAGUCUUUCAAGCAUUAUUAUAUUUUACUGCUUACCAUUGUAUUUCAGUAUAUACAAAACAGUAAUUUAACGUAAUCAAAUAAGUGUUAUUUUUUUUUUAUUAUUGAGCUUAACUCUUGUAUUUUUUUGUCAUGCAAAAAGGCUUGAAAAUAUCCUUUUAUUUGUUAAUUUGUGAAUGUGCAUAGGGAAAUUAUGUGCUCUUUAUUAGUAAUAAAAUUAUACAA